CUAGUGUUCUACAGUAAUUCGACAUCAACUCUACCAUGGCCGAAACCGUCGUUCUCGCCGCUCCCGCACCAGUCACCGCGUCGCCAGCCUCGAAAAAGUCUCCGGCCAAGAAGAAGACUGCUGCUGCCAAAGCAAAAAAACCCGCUGCGUCUCAUCCGACCACUUCCGUGAUGGUGACGUCUGCCAUCAAGGAACUGAAGGAGAAGAAGGGUUCGUCCUUGCCGGCUAUCAAGAAAUACCUGGCUGCCAACUACAAAGUCGAUCCCGCCAAGCUGGCGCCGUUCAUCAGGAAGUUUUUGAAAGCCGCCGUCGCCAACGGAACAGUCGUUCAGACCAAAGGCACCGGCGCUUCUGGUCACUUCAAAUUACCGCUUGCCGAAGUUAAACCGAAAAAGGCAACUGUAGUCAAGAAGAAGAAACCAGUCGUCAAAAAAGUCAAAGCCCCUGGUGCCGUAAAGAGGAAAUCGACGUCCGCUAAGAAAGUUAAGCCCGCGUCCGGCGAACCAACAGCUAAAAAAGUCAAGAAGGCUGUAGCCUCAAAACCUAAGGCUGCCAAACCGAAGAAAUCUCCGGCCAAGGCGAAAAAACCUGCUGGCGCUGUCAAACCCAAAGUGAAGAAGACUCCAACCAAAAAAACAGCAGCUCCCAAGAAGAAGUAAAUUGUUGAUCGUUCACUUCUCUCGCCCCUUAAAACGGUCCUUUUCAGGACCACCAAUUUUUUUUCUUAGACACCACCAAAUACCUAUUUACUCUCGGCGCUUGAGACUCCGUCGUCGAUUCAUGGUUUAAUAGUUGUAACCGACUUUUGGUUAGUUUAUAUUAUAAUUUUUGGUCAUAAAACUUUUUAAAGAGGAGAAUGCUACAAAUUUUAUUAAAUAAUGAGUGAAUUGA
Messenger RNA from Rhopalosiphum maidis (corn leaf aphid), 891 nucleotides. Its product is annotated as histone H1A, sperm-like. Gene Ontology annotation, cellular component: nucleosome; nucleus. Gene Ontology annotation, molecular function: structural constituent of chromatin; nucleosomal DNA binding; double-stranded DNA binding. The record is from RefSeq and is a predicted model, not a curated record. Gene Ontology annotation, biological process: negative regulation of DNA recombination; chromosome condensation; nucleosome assembly. The coding region runs from base 36 to 659 and encodes 207 amino acids. The transcript has a single exon. NCBI's taxonomy places the organism in Eukaryota, Metazoa, Arthropoda, Insecta, Hemiptera, Aphididae.